UAUAAACAAUUGUUUCAUAUGUUAUUAGUUUCAAAGUUAGCAAAAUGUCAAAUUAAGAUUAUUUCCGAAAACAUUUGCAGGAAACAAAAAAAACGUCACCUUAUACUCUUCCGGAGUAAAAAUAUAAAGUUAAUCAGGAAUCUAGUACGAAAUCCCAGACACAUGAUUAAAAUUAAUAAUGCGCACUUUUUGCUUUCAAUAUGUAACUAUACAUAGUUCUAUUUUGUUUUUAUAAAAUUUAACAGACUUGUAGCAUCGUAUAGCUCAUUUAAUAAUUUCCGGCACAAAAAACUAGAAAUAAAUAAGACUGGCUUCAUGUCGAACUUUUUUUUUUUCAUUUUCACAAUCUUGUAUACCUACGUUUUAUUUUCUGUUAUAUCUCAUUUUCUCUACUAUCUUAAAAUUGGAUUUAUCUUCAAAUUUUCAUUAUCUGUUUAAGAUAAAACUUU
Molecule: messenger RNA, 449 nt
Organism: Meloidogyne enterolobii
Lineage: Eukaryota; Metazoa; Nematoda; Chromadorea; Rhabditida; Meloidogynidae
Source: the annotation of a GenBank genome assembly